Messenger RNA from Antechinus flavipes (yellow-footed antechinus), 1603 nucleotides. It is a transcript of the gene SCN1B, whose product is annotated as sodium voltage-gated channel beta subunit 1. Gene Ontology annotation, biological process: cardiac muscle cell action potential involved in contraction; regulation of heart rate by cardiac conduction; sodium ion transport. Gene Ontology annotation, molecular function: sodium channel regulator activity. Lineage: Eukaryota; Metazoa; Chordata; Mammalia; Dasyuromorphia; Dasyuridae. The record is from RefSeq and is a predicted model, not a curated record. The coding region runs from base 109 to 765 and encodes 218 amino acids. The transcript is spliced from 6 exons. Gene Ontology annotation, cellular component: voltage-gated sodium channel complex.
UCCCGCCGCUAUUAAUACCGGGCCGGGGGCGGCGCGGAGCCCAGGCGAGCGGGACCGAACCGCUGGCUGCGGACAGCCGGAGCCCGAGCCCCGGGGCCGCCGGGCGUCAUGGGGCCGCUCCCGGGGAUGCUGCUCUGGAUGGCGCUGGUGUCAUCGGUCUGGGGGGGCUGUGUGGAGGUGGACUCAGAAACAGAGGCUGUCUAUGGAAUGACUUUCAAGAUUUUAUGCAUCUCAUGCAAGCGCCGGAGUGAAACCGUGGCUGAGACCUUCACCGAGUGGACUUUCCGUCAAAAGGGGACUGAAGAAUUUGUCAAGAUCUUACGCUAUGAAAACGAGAUGCUGCAGUUGGAGGAAGAUGAGCGUUUUGAGGGUCGUGUGGUUUGGAAUGGGAGUCGAGGCACCAAAGACCUGCAAGACCUGUCCAUUUUCAUCACCAAUGUCACCUACAACCAUUCAGGUGACUACGAGUGCCACGUAUACCGCCUUCUGUUCUUUGAGAACUAUGACUAUAACACGAGUGUCGUCAAGAAGAUCCAUCUUGAGGUGGUAGAAAAAGCCAACAGGGACAUGGCCUCCAUUGUGUCUGAGAUCAUGAUGUACGUGCUCAUUGUCGUGCUGACCAUCUGGCUGGUGGCUGAGAUGGUUUACUGCUACAAGAAGAUCGCUGCUGCUACUGAAGCGGCUGCCCAAGAGAAUGCCUCAGAGUACCUGGCCAUCACUUCAGAGAGCAAAGAAAACUGUACAGGAGUCCAGGUGGCUGAAUAGCCCAGGCCUUCCGGGCUCCCCGGCCCUGCCUCAAGAAAGAGCUGCCCCUGAUUGCUGGGUUGGGAGGGGGUCCCACCCCUCCUGGGGGCUCCUCAGCCUCCACGCCAAAGGAGUAGUAGUAGGGUGAGGCGGGGGCAGGGGCCUGCCUGUUAAUCUGUCUAAUACUGUAACAAAGGGCCAAGGGGCAGUGACUGCCUCCUGGCCCGUGCCUCCCCCCCUUCCCCUCUUCCUCUACCCACCGGAUAUGACAGCGGGGGGUGGGGGGGUGGGGGCCCUCCUGACUCACCAAAAUGCAUGAUGAAAAAAGCAAUAUGGCCACCAGUCCCCCCCGCUUCUGCUGCCUGAUCUUUGGAGGGGGGAAGGGACAGCACACAUCUCCUCCUUUCCCUUCUCUCCCCGCGCUGAUUUGCACAUGUCUGCCGCUUUGGCCGCACCUCACGUUGCCACAUCUGAGGAUGCAGGGGCCCUUCCCCUGACCCCGGCCUCCCGCCCCUGGCCAUUCACCACACACCGACUGACAGGGAAAUAGGGGCCUGGGGGGCCAGGACGCCUGGACCAGGAUCCAAGGCCUCAGGACUAACAUCCAUGUUCCUGCUCCCUUCUCAGCGACCCUCGUGACCUAGUGUGUGGCAGGGCUAAGGGGCGACGGAUUCUCUUCCACACUAGCUGCACUUUCCCCCUAGUUCUGCCCCCGCCUCCUUUCAACCUCGGCUCAUCCUGCCCUCACCCCUUCUCACCAGCCUCAGAUCUGUGGGCAUUUAGGAUGGGGAGGACUCCGCCUUCCUAGUUACUGUACAGUUGUAGUUUUGUUCAUGAAAUAAAACACGCUCGGACUUGA